AUGGCUCCAAAGACUGGGUUCAAAAUCCCUCAACCUUGGGACACAAGUAGACCUAUACUUGAUGAAAAGGAUCCCCUGUCGAUUGAGGCAUAUUUGCGUCACUGCGCGCAGAUCGUGGAGGAUGGUGGCAUCACAGAUGUCAAACAGGCAAAAAGCAUGUACAUCCGUUAUUUGCCGUCGCGGCAAGUGAUGGACGUAUGGGAAGGUCUCGAUACCUAUUCCGACGACACGAAAACUGUCGCGGAAUUCGAGGCCGAAAUAUUAAAAGGAUACCCUGAGGUGUCCAAGCGAAAAACGGGGACCAUGGCAGAUCUAGACAGGCUCUGUCGCGAGAACCGUGGAAUCAAAAUCACGGAUGAGGGAGAUUUGAAGCGUUUCGGCCUUCAAAUGUAUAGUCACUACAAGCGACUGUCAGUCCCUCCUGCCAUUAUCACCAACAAAGUCGCGUGUGAACGCUACAUGCGUACUUUGGACUCUGAGUUCAGUACCGUCUUGCGAAAUGCUUUGGCUACGAGUCAGGUAUUCAACAAGCGCUACCAAACUCGCGCCGGGAUAGCAAACGCUAAUGUCCCCGCGACUGGAGUCAAUCGGCAGGACGACCCCAUCCAGCUAAAAGAAUUAAUGACGAUGGCGGAAGAAAUGGCGUCGACGUUGAGUAACGAAGACGAAAUUCCCAUAAUCGCGCGACCUCCCAAGGUUCGUUUCGACUAUGAGACUAGUCCACCCAACCAUGCUAAGGUUGAGGAGUUGGAAAACUCGAUUUCCAACUUGAAGGAUUCAUUUCUUCUACACCAAAAAGAGCUACAGACUCAGUUGCAGGAAGCGCUGAAGACCUUCUUACCAAAUGGAGAAGGGACUCAGGGGCAACGAGUAGAGGCUUAUUGGAAGAAGAAGGGAAAGUCCGUCAACUUCCAAGACUCCUACUACUUGGAUCAGUUCGAUAGUCGCGACAAUGAUGAUAUGUCCGACUACCCUGAAGAAGUGGCAGAUGAAAUACGCUCCCUUCGAAGUCAACUCAUCCAAUACGAGAGGAAGUCGUCGCGGCCAACUCCAGAGAGUCGCGCUGAGCCAAAGACUCAACGAACUGCAUCUGGUUCAACCAGCAAUGCAAUGGAAAGUGCCAUGGGCCAAUUCAUGCAGAAAGCCAUGACCGACGCCAUGGCCGGCUACUUCAACAACAUGAACAGUGGUUAUCCUCAGACUCAGGAGCAGUUCAUUCAAACCCGUCGUGGUGCGAAUAGCCAACCUGAGCGCGACGAUAACAACUCGGCCAAGCCCUCUGAGGACCAUGAUAAACGAGCUGAGCGACGAGAGAAACCGAGAAAACCUGUGACUAUUGAAGAAGUUAGUGAUAGCGACGAUGAUGAGGAAUCAGUGCGCGACAACGUCGAAAACAGAAAGGAACUACCGUUUGAGAAAGUCAAGCCCGUUCUACAAGAACCAGUACAUUCUUCAAAAGCGCGCGUUCCAGAUAAAUACCAGUUGCGUGCACCGAUUCAAAAGAAGGCUGUGGCAGAAGCAGUCUACGACAAAAUGAAAAACGCGUCAGUCGACGUCACUGUGGGUGAACUCCUAGCAGUUUCGGGGACUGUUCGCGACUCCAUUCUAAAGGACUCUUCGAAGAAACGAGUACCGGUUCAGAAGUCCAUGCUUCAAGAAACUGGUCGCGUCGUUGAAGACGUUUGGGAUGGAGAACUGAGCUACAACCUAGUCAGUGCUAAGGAAUUGCCCGAGCCUGUGUUCUAUCAUAACACAGUUGAAGGAGAAAUUCCCAUUGGCGCAGUUGUCGCGACGGAUCCAUAUGAGAUGUACUUGGAGUCGAUACCCUCUAAUGAGAACCCAAGACAUGUCUAUGUUGGUGAUUCGUCAGCUGCUCUCAGAACAAUAAACGGACGGAUUAACGCGCGUCUCGACGCGGACUGCAUCCUAGACAGUGGAUCUCAGAUUGUAUCGAUGGCUUUCUCAGAAGCCGUCGACGCACAAUUGAGCUGGGACCCAAAGGUCGUCAUAUAUAUGGAAAGCGCAAAUGGAUCUAUCUCUAAGUCACUGGGAUUAGCGAGAAAUGUACCCUUCAGGUUUGGGACCAUCUUGGUCUACCUGCAGGUGCACAUUUUGGAAAGUCCAGCUUAUAAGGUGUUGCUCGGCAGACCGUUUGAUAUCGCGACAGAAAGCAAUAUCAAGAACGCGGCCGACGGCAGCCAAAUAAUCACUAUGCGCGAUCCCAAUUUAAAGACACGUUGUGCAAUGGCUACGCAGCCACGUCGUGCAGACGACUUGCCGCGUAACACCAAAAACAACGACGGAUCUACCGAGCCCUACAGUUCGUCGAAACCGACGGCCAGUCCAGACGAACCGAACCCUGAACGGGAUUUUCAAAGAGCUUCGAGGAAUUGA
This is a messenger RNA of Mycena citricolor, 2394 nucleotides long. NCBI's taxonomy places the organism in Eukaryota, Fungi, Basidiomycota, Agaricomycetes, Agaricales, Mycenaceae. The record is from the annotation of a GenBank genome assembly.